Molecule: messenger RNA, 3168 nt
Organism: Synchiropus splendidus (mandarinfish)
Lineage: Eukaryota; Metazoa; Chordata; Actinopteri; Syngnathiformes; Callionymidae
Gene: mastl
Product: microtubule associated serine/threonine kinase-like
Exons: 12
Coding region: 124-2472 (782 amino acids)
Biological process (GO): peptidyl-serine phosphorylation; intracellular signal transduction
Cellular component (GO): nucleus
Molecular function (GO): protein serine/threonine kinase activity; ATP binding
Source: RefSeq, a predicted model, not a curated record
CCCCGUCUGAACUGAGCGGAAUUCAAAAUUUCAAAACAAACCAGCGGUCCUUGCGUCAACAUGCGAGUCGAGCAACUGUCUGUUUGAUGCUAACUCACAGUUCAAAACCACGCAGGCGAAACGAUGGACGUAGAAGAGAAGCACCAAACCAACAACCGGACGUCGGAUGCUCUCAAACCGCCGUCCAUCGAGGAUUUCAUCGUUCUGAAGCCCAUCAGCCGCGGAGCGUUCGGCAAGGUUUACCUCGCCCGGAAAAAGUGUAAUCCUCGAUUGUACGCCAUAAAGGCGAUGAAGAAGUCAGACAUGGUUGAUAAAAACAUGACGGGGCAAAUGAAGGCGGAGAGAGACGCUCUGGCUCUCAGCAAAAGUCCCUUCGUGGUGCAUCUGUUUUACUCUCUGCAAACAGCCUCCAAGAUCUACCUGGUGAUGGAAUACCUAAUCGGCGGAGACGUCAAGUCUCUCCUACACAUCUAUGGAUAUUUCGACCAGGACAUGGCGGUGAAGUACAUUUCAGAGGUGGCUCUUGCUUUAGAUUAUCUUCACCAUCACGGGAUCAUCCACAGGGACCUGAAGCCGGACAACAUGCUCAUAUCCAACAAAGGUCACAUCAAGUUGACGGACUUCGGCCUCUCCAAAGUCAAACUGGAUCGAGAGCUGAGUCUGAUGGACAUCCUGACCACGCCCUCCGUCCUCAAGCCCCCCAAAGAUUACUCCCGCACCCCGGGUCAGAUCCUCUCACUGAUCAGCUCCAUUGGUUUUAACACCCCGGUCGGGGAAGGGAAGCGUCAUUGCAGCGCUUCCUAUGUGUCCCGUCCCAUGACCUGCGGCAAGUUGAGACCCAAGAACAAUUCUCUGGGAUCUCCUGUCAGCGUGAAGAAGGACCAUCCUCUCCCUUGGAAACUGGGUACCAAAACCUGCAUGUUCAGUCCGCACGGAUUUGCCAAGAACCUCACUCCCUCUCUGCUGAAAACCAGAAAGCGGUUUGAGACCAUGAGCGCUGGAAGCACCACAGACACCGAAGGAGGUGCCAGUCCACCCUGGGAGUCGGAAGACAAAGAGAACGGGCGCCCCACUGACCAGGAUGGCUUCAAAGAAGCUGACCAGGAAACUUCAACGGCCCCGGCGGAGAGGUCGGGAUCUCUGGUGGACAAGCGUGCGUCCAGUGGAGUCGUCGAGAAGAGGGCAGAGAAAAGAUCGUUUUCCCACGUGCAAACCAGUCCAGGGUCGCUGUCGGUCCAAGCCAAGAAGAACACCACCAACUAUACACGAUGCUUCCAGAUCCCAGAGGAGACGGCGGCGUUUCGUUCUGGCUUGACCGGAGUCUUUUCAGCCAUAGACAUCGGAGACUUCGCUGAGGUGGACGGGUCGGGCCGAGAUCUGGCGCCGAAGCGCUCCAGUCCCAUCGUGGUGGCCAAGAGUCUCUUGGCUGAACUGGAGGAGCCACCAGAGGGCGUGUUUGACGACGGCGCCAAAGACUUGUCCCACACAAGUUUCACAUCUUCGCUCGCCGAGUCUGGCGACAUCUGCCGCAGCCUGAGUCUGGACUCGGACUCGUCCGUGCACGACACCUCCCUCACCGAGAGCCGACCCGCUCGCAUCUCGAUUUCCGUGAGGAGAGACUCGACUUCAGUGGAGGACCCGGAGGAGCAGAGCCUGCAAGAGGCGGCGACUGAAACCCCGGCACACGCUUCUGUCCACACAGGUCUGACCAAGGCGUCCUUCCUGGACCGAUUCCCGGACGUCACAGGCAGCCCGGCCGCGUCCCCGUCCUUCCUGAAGCCCAAAAACGUGGUGGCCUUCCGGAGCUACUGCAGCUCCAUCAACAGGUCCAACAUGUCGGGCGUGUCUCGGCUCAGCAUCGGCUCGGUGGACAACAUGGAGCUGUCCUCAUGGAACCAGUCCAUGUCUGCGACUCCUGUGCAGAGAAGACCCAGCUCCAACAGCUCCCUCUUUCAGACUCCUCAGGCCAUGUCGACGUCCAACACUCCCUUCAGGACUCCAAAGAGCGUACGGCGGGGUCCGGUGCCAGUCGAGGGGGUGCCUAUCUUGGGGACCCCUGACUAUCUGGCUCCAGAACUACUGCUGGGAAAACCGCACGACUGCAGGGUGGACUGGUGGGCCCUCGGCGUCUGCCUCUUCGAGUUCCUGACCGGGGUCCCGCCUUUCAACGACGAGACGCCGCAGCUGGUCUUCCAGAACAUCCUGAACAGAGACAUUCCCUGGCCAGAGGGCGAGGAAGAGCUGUCGGAGCACUCCAGGAACACCAUUGAAAUCCUGCUGACCACGGACAAGACCAAGCGGGCGGGCCUGAGAGAGCUGAAGAGCCACCCCCUGUUCCACGGCCUGGACUGGGACGACCUGCAGAACCAGCCCAUGCCCUUCAUCCCUCAGCCCGAGGAUGAGACGGACACGUCGUACUUCGACGCCCGGAACAACGCGCAGCACAUCGCCGUGUCGGGCUUCAGUCUGUAGACCCACUCACAAGUUUGCAAUGUUCAGUCGAAGGCUCUCAGAGCGCUGCGCUGAUCCAACUGUUCUCCCUGCUGCUAGUCAAGUGAAGGUAAUAUAUUUGUGUGUUUUUAUCUGUGUUGGGAGCUGCUUCACCUCGCCGGUGUCUUUUAACCGUCUUGUUUUACAAUAAGCUGUUUUACUAUUGUUCAGAGGAAAAAAGCAAUGUGUGAAAUAAAAUUGGUUGCUGAGCAAGAAUUCCGCUUCAGACAACUCUGGGCUGAACCUGGGUCUUUUCUGAGUGCUCUGGUUUCCUCCCAGAGUCCAUGAAGAGAGAGGGUAGUUGUAGAUGUGCGUCCUGUGAUGGACUGGGAACCAGAGCAGACCUGUCCCCUGCCUCCUGCCCCAAGUAGCUGGGAUGGACUUGAACGCUACCGCUUUUAAAAUGACUGGUGUUCGAAGGCAAAGAUUAUGGAGUGUAUAGCGCCAUCCAGUGGCCACUAGAUGGCGGAUGAGUUAUUUAUAUUAACAUUUAUUAAACUAAAUGCAUAUUAAAAUGUUUACCUGUCAUUCAAUGCCAAGAUGUGUACUACGUAAUACUAAAUAACUGGGAAUGUCAGUCGACUGGAAAUGAAAUUUCAUCUGUCUUUUCCCACACUGUGAUCGUAACUGCAGCGUGACACUGAAUGUUGUGGGCGGUGGAAUUCUCUUCUUUGGCAA